GUCAUGACGUGGAGGGGGUUUAGCGAGGCUGGAGGCCGCAAGCCGGAGCACAUCGGGGGAGCCGAGGCGGGGGGGAUGACCGAGCUGAUUUAGGCGCUUCGCUUAAGGCGACCGUUGUGUAAUUAAAGAAGAAGAAGCCCGCCGAGAAGAUGUCCGACGAGGAGCAAGAGCAGACCGUUGCCGAGGACCUGGUCGUUACCAAGUACAAAAUGGGGGGUGAUAUCGCCAACCAGGCUCUUCGCAUGGUGGUGGAGGCAGCCAAGGCUGGGGUAUCUGUGCUUGGCCUCUGUGAGAAGGGGGAUGCUUACAUCAUGGCCGAGACUGGGAAGGUCUUCAAGAAGGAGAAGGAAAUGAAAAAAGGCAUUGCCUUUCCCACCAGCGUCUCCGUCAAUAACUGUGUUUGCCACUUCUCUCCCCUGAAGAGUGACCCUGACUACACACUUAAAGAUGGUGAUCUGGUAAAAAUAGAUCUUGGCGUCCAUGUUGAUGGUUUCAUUGCAAACGUCGCCCACAGCUUUGUUAUCGGAGCCACGAAGGAGAAUCCCAUCACAGGACGCAAAGCUGACGUCAUCAAAGCAGCCCACCUGUGUGCAGAAGCUGCUCUUCGCCUUGUCAAACCAGGGAACCAGAAUACUCAAGUAACAGAAGCCUGGAACAAGAUUGCUCAGUCGUUCAAAUGCUCACCUAUUGAGGGGAUGCUGUCUCAUCAGCUGAAGCAGCACAUCAUAGAUGGAGAAAAGACCAUCAUUCAAAACCCCACAGACCAGCAAAGGAAGGACCACGAGAAGGCGGAGUUCGAGGUGCAUGAAGUCUAUGCCGUGGACGUGCUGAUCAGCACUGGCGAGGGGAAGGCUAGGGAUGGAGGACAGAGGACCACCAUCUACAAGAGGGACCCCAGCAAACAGUACGGUUUGAAGAUGAAGACCUCCCGUAUGUUCUUCAGUGAAGUCGAGCGACGCUUUGACGCCAUGCCCUUCACUCUUCGGGCUUUUGAGGACGAGGCCAAGGCGCGUCUUGGUGUCGUGGAGUGUGCCAAACAUGAGUUGCUGCAGCCUUUCAGCGUGUUGAAUGAGAAGGAAGGAGAGUUUGUAGCCCAGUUUAAGUUCACGGUACUGCUGAUGGCCAAUGGGCCCCACAGAAUCACAAACGGACCCUUUGAGCCCGAGCUCUACAAGUCAGAGUACCAAGUCCAGGAUCAAGAGCUGAGGACUUUACUACAGAGCUCUGCGAGCCGCAAGACGCAGAAGAAAAAGAAAAAGAAGGCCUCUAAGACAGCGGAAAACGCCACUGGACAGCCGACGGAGGACGCCAAGACGGCAGAGUAACUGCUGCCCCUCCACCCAUACUUAUACAUACGCAACACCCCAAAGAAAGGCAGAAGACAAGACGACCAUGACCAACACCUCCCCAGACUUUUACUUCUCGAUGCCACCACACGUUUAGAGGACUGGGAUUUUUAAAUGAAUCAUUCUGUUACUGCUGAAAUUGAUGGAACCCUCAAAAACCUGAGUUUGUGCUUAACCCUUUACUGCAUUUCAAAGAAGCAUGGAAGAAAUUGUCUUUUUUUUUUUUACUAAAGCGGCCUAAUAGCACAAAGAUUUUUCACAAUUUUGUAUAUUAGUGAUAACGAUUUUACAUAUUUAUGUUGCCAAGCGGUGAAAAUGUGCAACAACAGUUUAGUGUUGUUAAAGCGAAAAUAAGCAAAAAAAAAUAAUUGCUGUGAAAUGGAACAAAUCGGCGGCUUUUCUUCCUCCACCGAUUUAAUUGCAACCCGCGAUCUUAAAUACGAUGGCCGACAUGCAAAUCACGGAGGCCGCGAGUCUGCAGAACCUCCUUGUUUUGCGGUUACUUGAUGGGGUGUUUUGGUUUCUGUUGCGGCGUAAUAUUUUACUUUGGCAGCUGCGCAGACGUGCACAACCGAUGAGACGAACCAACCGGAUGUUUGCGAACAGCGGAAGGGACGUUGCACCAAUCAUUCACGUUGUUUGUGUAUGCCGCCGCAUACACGUGGCCGCCGCGUGGCGGAAGUGCAGUAAAGGGUUAAACUGCGCAUGAUCGCGUUUCAACAGGAAGCGCAGCCUUGUGUCGACGUCUUGCCCACGUUGUUUUGUACCCGACUCAUGAAAUGUUACGAUGCAGGCGAGGUGGUCUGAACCUUUUUCUUUUUUUUUAAUUAAAGAGGCAAAAGUUUUCAGAAGAUUAAAUAUGAAAUGGUCCAGAUGAAUCAGAGUUUCGUAUUCAAAACAGGUUUUGACAGGCAGAAAUUCCCACAUGACGAGACUGCCGCUGCUGUCAACUGACUCGCCGGCAACUUCCCCAUGACUACAUUUCCCAGUAUAGCAACGCAGGGAUGACGGGCGAUUGAAUAUGACGUAACACCCUGUAUAAGUACCGCCUUCGUGUUGCGUCACAUCCUCUUUCAGUUGCGCUCCUCGCUCGUCGAGACCCAUCUCCACAGAUGAGAGCCAAGUGGAGGAAGAAGCGUAUGCGCAGGCUGAAGCGUAAAAGGAGAAAGAUGAGGCAGAGGUCAAAGUAGGCUGCCCCGGUUGCCCACAGCUGUGAUCCUGUCAACCUUCCCUGAUGGCUGAUGCUUCACAGCCCAUGAAUGCUCCCAAGAGCUGAAGUGGACCGCAUGGUGCCAGACCUCAUUAAAGAAGCAAAGAUGAAUCCCUUGUUCAGGACAGCCAGCUGUGGGUGUCUUCGUUUGGAAGUUGGCCCAGAUGCAUAAAUCAUCACUCGACACCAGAACCACACCUGCUUUAAGAUGAUAAUAAAUUUUGGUUGCCAACAUAA
Molecule: messenger RNA, 2793 nt
Organism: Lampris incognitus (smalleye Pacific opah)
Lineage: Eukaryota; Metazoa; Chordata; Actinopteri; Lampriformes; Lampridae
Gene: pa2g4a
Product: proliferation-associated 2G4, a
Exons: 18
Coding region: 150-1325 (391 amino acids)
Source: RefSeq, a predicted model, not a curated record